CUCAUUCUGUCCUAGCACAGGGCUGCUGCUGCUGCUGCUGCUCCGUCUCCAAACACGCUGGCACGAGACCUGCACAGCUCUCCACACUCAAGACCCCACGCUGCCCUGUACGCAUGGGACAUCUCUGACUUUGCACGGCUGGACCGUCCUCACACUAGUGGUACACCUGGAAUACUCUACCUUUGUGAAGGAGCCGGCGCUGAAUCAGAAGAAUCUACAGUGAGCAGUAUGACAUUAUCAGUAAGUCCUCCCUCUAUGCAUGUCUUCCCAUUCUGAGAGCCUGGACUGUCCUUGGGCUACCAGUGGCCCCUGUUAGGCCCUGUGAGCUGAGUGUGAUAUUAAAUGCCUGCGGCUGGCCUGAGAGUGGUGUAAGAAGGCCCAGCCUGCGUCCAGAGUGCGUCUGGCUGAUUGAGCGAGCAGCGUCCACGCCAUGCCCGUGGUGAAGGUGGAGAAGGACUCGGCGCCCGAGACCACCAUGACCGUGCCCAACCCCCAGACGGCCGAGACGGCCAAGGGCCGGCGGAGGAAGCGGCCCCUGCAGCGGGGGAAGCCCCCGUACAGCUACAUCGCCCUCAUCUCCAUGGCGAUCGCCAACUCGGCCGACCGCCGCCUCACGCUGGGCGGCAUCUACAAGUUCAUCACCGAGCGCUUCCCCUUCUACCGGGACAACUCCAAGAAGUGGCAGAACUCCAUCCGCCACAACCUGACGCUCAACGACUGCUUCAUCAAGAUCCCGCGCGAGCCCGGCCGGCCCGGCAAGGGCAACUACUGGGCCCUGGACCCCAACGCCGAGGACAUGUUCGAGAACGGCAGCUUCCUGCGCCGCCGCAAGCGCUUCAAGCGCUGCGACUUCACCACCUACUCGUCCUACGUGCACGAGCCGCCCGUCUUCGCGCCCGUGCAGCUGCGCUCGGCCUACGCCAACAGCGUCUACUCCAACGUGGGCGUGAGCCCGCCCUACGGCCAGCAGCUGCCCCCCACCUACUACCACCGCUCCUCCUCGUCUUCCCCCGGCUACGGCUCGGGCCAGUCCCGCGCUGUCUUCAGCAUCAACACCCUCAUCGGCCCGCACGGCGGCCUGGCCCAGGGCCCCGACAUGGUGCCCCAGCAGCCCUGCCGCAGCUUCAACCCUGAGGGGGCGUCCUGCAGCCUGGCCGGGCCCGGGUACCAGGGUCAGCCCUGCGGCGGCGGCGGCGGCGGCGGCGCCCCUCCUGGCCUGUCCCGCUGCUCCUCGUCCUCGGGCCACAUGGCCUUCACAUACUCGGGGCCGCCGGGUCACGGGCACGGGCCAGCGCAGGGGCUGUACCCGCAGAGCGGCGGGCAGAGCUACGGGCCGUCGGGCAGGCUGGCGAUGGCGGGGUCGUCGCCCAUGGCGGCCGACCCGGUCGGGGAUCCGUACGGCAGGGCCUCUCCGGGUCAGCUGAGCUCUUUUGCGCAGUACAACAAUGGCGGGACGGGAGGCUACUUACGGCCACCCACGUACUCGGGUAACAUGGACAGAUUUGUGUCUGCUAUUUGACAACACACACCGCAACACGCGCAUGACCUCUGAGACGGCAUUCAUUACUGGACAUUUGAGGCCAAUGUCUUCCUGAACUGUUCAUCCAAGACAAUGAAUAUUUAAGGAUAAGGUUGUUUGCAUUUGUAUGUUUUAAUUCAUUGUUUGUGGUGAAAAUGUGACCGUAUGCAUUCUAAAUGUCUUUUUCCCUGAAUUUAAGUCACGGUGAGGAGAUGAAUACAGCAGCACAAUAAAGUUCUCUAACCUAGACAUAGACAUGAGAUAAUUCUGGAGUGACUGUAUAAUUUUCACAGAAACAGGGAUUUAAAUUUAGUGGUGAUCUGAUUAAAUUAGGAAUCCUAAGAUCAGUAAAUAGGUUAUUGUACAUGUAUUUGUGAUCAACAGUUUUCAUGAAAUGUGUGCAUUAUGUAUAGUUUUUGCUGUUGAAUUGUUGUAAAUUGUUGCUGUUGUAAAUUAUUUGUCUGCAUAAAAUAUUUUUUGAAGACAAGA
This is a messenger RNA of Sardina pilchardus (European sardine), 2008 nucleotides long. RefSeq names its product forkhead box E1 (gene foxe1). The record is from RefSeq and is a predicted model, not a curated record. The transcript has a single exon. NCBI's taxonomy places the organism in Eukaryota, Metazoa, Chordata, Actinopteri, Clupeiformes, Clupeidae. Gene Ontology annotation, biological process: regulation of transcription by RNA polymerase II; anatomical structure morphogenesis; cell differentiation. Gene Ontology annotation, molecular function: RNA polymerase II cis-regulatory region sequence-specific DNA binding; DNA-binding transcription factor activity, RNA polymerase II-specific. Bases 431 to 1519 code for a protein of 362 amino acids.